AUGGAGAAUGAGGAACCAAUGAUAGUGGAAGUGCUCAAGAAGAGAAACGAAAGCUACUAUCCCUUUGAUACUUUUGAUAUAUACAAAGUAGCAACCAUGAAGUUGAACGAACAAGUGAGAGAGUGGCAGAUGUUGGGUGUAAAACGGAUAUGCGAAUGUGUCGUUACAGAAGUGGUCAGACCCCCAUCUUCCGCUCAAGGGCCUUGGACCUUUGGCAGCUCAAAAGCUGCAGCGAUAGCCGAGGGCUUGCAAGGACCAGCAAAGUUACGUGAAGGUGAUAUUACGGUGCAGGCGAUACCCAAGGAGGGAGAUUUAAUUGGAUUGGAAGUGUUGGAGUUAACAGCUGAAGAGACAGACUUUGAAAUCUAUUAG
Messenger RNA from Enterobius vermicularis (human pinworm), 372 nucleotides. Lineage: Eukaryota; Metazoa; Nematoda; Chromadorea; Rhabditida; Oxyuridae. The record is from the annotation of a GenBank genome assembly.